This is a messenger RNA of Sycon ciliatum, 1243 nucleotides long. RefSeq names its product solute carrier family 25 member 3-like. The transcript has a single exon. Gene Ontology annotation, molecular function: phosphate transmembrane transporter activity. Bases 60 to 1079 code for a protein of 339 amino acids. The record is from RefSeq and is a predicted model, not a curated record. Lineage: Eukaryota; Metazoa; Porifera; Calcarea; Leucosolenida; Sycettidae. Gene Ontology annotation, biological process: mitochondrial phosphate ion transmembrane transport. Gene Ontology annotation, cellular component: mitochondrial inner membrane.
CUCUUUCCCUUUCUUUUCGGAGUGGUUGGUUUUCGGUCUCCUUUCCUCCGACCAUCAAUAUGGACAAGACGCCAACCACAGCUUUCGGGAUGCCGCUGAAGGCUACCCCUGGCAUCCGUCGCUUCUCAGCUGCAGCAUCAAAGGGUCAGCACAGCUGUGAGUUCGGUUCCGCCAAGUAUUACGGUCUGUGUGCAAUUGGAGGUGCUCUCAGUUGUGGACUUACCCAUACCCUUGUCGUUCCCCUGGAUUUGGUGAAGACUCGCAUCCAAGUCGACCCUGCGAAAUAUAAGAACAUUCUCACUGGAUUUCGAGUGACUGUGGCUGAUGAAUCAGCAAUGGCUUUGACCAAGGGAUGGGCACCCACCCUUGUUGGUUACAGCAUGCAAGGUCUGUGCAAGUUCGGAUUUUACGAGCUCUUCAAGAAUAUGUAUUCCAACAUGCUUGGCGAGGAAAAGACGUACACUUGCAGAACUGGUCUGUAUUUGGCUGCCUCCGCCAGUGCUGAGUUCUUCGCUGAUAUGGCUCUUGCCCCUAUGGAAGCUGUCAAAGUGCGCAUGCAAACGCAAAUUGGCUGGGCCAAUUCCAUGAGAGAAGGAGUGCCAAAGCUCUAUGCCGCAGAGGGUAUUGCUGGCUUCUACAAGGGCUUGCCACCAUUGUGGAUGCGUCAGAUUCCCUACACUAUGAUGAAGUUUGCAUGCUUCGAGCGUACCGUUGAGGCUCUGUACAAGUAUGUUGUACCCAAGCCACGUGACCAGUGCAGCAAGGCGGAGCAGCUUGUCGUUACCUUCUCUUCUGGUUACAUUGCCGGUGUAUUCUGUGCUGUUGUGUCUCACCCCGCUGACUCCGUCGUGUCCAAGCUGAACUCAGAGAAGGGCUCCACUGCCGUGGAUGUUGCCAAGAAGCUCGGCAUGGCCGGUCUCUGGAAGGGAUUGGGCCCACGCAUCAUCAUGGUGGGAACGCUCACUGCACUGCAGUGGUUCAUCUACGACACCGUCAAGGUUGUCCUGCGUCUGCCCAGGCCUCCACCAGCAGCCAUGCCAGAGAGCCUCAAGAGGAAGUUGGCACAGCAGCAGCAGUAGACUGACCUCUAAAACGGUCAGAACAACAUUCUAGGUCUCAGAGCCUCAUACUUGAAAAGCGCUUAUUAUGGAAUUCAUAGGUAUUUACCUUUCAUGAAAAUCAAAUAUCUAUUUUUAUUUUCUGGCGUAGGAAGAAAGAAAGAGUAGUAAGAAUUCUUUUCACA